This is a messenger RNA of Pararge aegeria (speckled wood butterfly), 2182 nucleotides long. RefSeq names its product phosphatidylserine decarboxylase proenzyme, mitochondrial (gene Pisd). The coding region runs from base 109 to 1257 and encodes 382 amino acids. Gene Ontology annotation, molecular function: phosphatidylserine decarboxylase activity. The transcript has a single exon. Gene Ontology annotation, biological process: phosphatidylethanolamine biosynthetic process. Gene Ontology annotation, cellular component: mitochondrion. NCBI's taxonomy places the organism in Eukaryota, Metazoa, Arthropoda, Insecta, Lepidoptera, Nymphalidae. The record is from RefSeq and is a predicted model, not a curated record.
UAAUAAUUUUAUCGGACGUGAUUAAUUUUUACGUAAAUCAAUUACAGAAAGUAAUUAGGUAAACAUUAUUUAUUUUUAUAUCAAGGGCGGAAGGAGUACGAGUGCGAAAUGUUCCCGCCGACGCGCAUUCGUAGCUGCCUUCCCGUCAUUAAUCCGAUGUUUCGGCGGAUGAGACCUCACAAACCAUUUCGGCAGACGAUUCACAAUCAAACAAAGAGCGUCAAUAACGGUUUCAGUACGGCUAAUGAGCUUCAGAAGACGAAAUGGAUGAAUUUCCGAGCGAUAUUCACGCGAUGGAUGCCUUUAGGGAGUGUUAUUUACGUGGGAUGGUGUUAUAUACGCGCGAGCGUGAAUUACGAGCUCUCCAAAGUGGAAAUAAAAUUUUACGAAAUGUUCCCAUUUCGAAUCACGAGCAGAUUGUGGGGGAAGCUAGCGUCCUGCGAGCUGCCAAUCUCGAUAAGGACCUUCGUUUACGGUACGUACGUAAGAUUGUUCAAUGUUAACUUAAACGACGCUGCGGUAACAGAUCUCACGUAUUACAAAAGUUUGUCCGCCUUCUUUACACGCGCGUUGAGAGACGGCGCACGAUACAUAUCACCAGCAGCGUGUGUAUCACCAUGCGAUGGUAUAGUCCUAAACUGUGGCCCCGCUGAUACUGAUAAGAUUGAGCAAGUCAAAGGUGUGACAUAUAGCCUUGAAGAGUUCCUAGGCGAGAACAAAUGGUCUAAAACAAACGAUAAGAGUUACUAUAAUUCCCUUUUAAAGAACAAAAAAAAUAUUCUACACCAAUGUAUAAUAUAUUUAGCUCCUGGGGACUAUCAUAGGUUCCAUUCCCCCUGCGAUUGGACGUCAAACUUUCGUAGGCAUUUCUCAGGCAAGCUUUUGUCUGUAAACCCAUGGUUGGCGCGAUUAAUUCCUGGACUUUUUACUAUCAACGAGAGAGCUGUUUACGUAGGGGAAUGGAAACAUGGAUUCUUCUCUAUGACAGCUGUGGGAGCUACUAAUGUUGGUUCUAUAGAGAUUUAUAGUGACCCUGACUUAAGAACAAACACUAAAGGAAGGCGAAAUCGCAUUGACGACAUAGAGAUGCAUCGAGUGACCUAUAAAAAGGGGGAGUUAUUCGGUCAAUUCAAUAUGGGCAGUACAAUAAUCCUGCUGUUUGAAGCCCCAGCGGAUUUCAAGUUUGAGUUGAAUGCGGGCGAAAGAGUGCUUGUUGGCCAAGCGUUGACUACAGCAUCUAAGGAGUUUUCUAGAUGACCGAUUUAUGAUGACUUAUUUCACAUGGCGCAGGCGGCUAUUGUAUUCUAUGUCAUUUUGCUGACACUAUAGCAGUUUUGUUUUAUUAGCAAUGUUUUACUUGUAGUCAAUUGUGUGUUUAGUUAGUGCUAAAAUUGCUACGCCACUUCCAAAUGCCUUUUUGUAUAUCUUACCUGACGAUCAACAAACCUGUCAUUUGCGAACAAUACACAUGGCAGAAGCAGUUGUACACUAAAUCAAGCUGAAACAUACAUAGAAUGUAUAUAAGCUUUGACUGUAAUUGAGUACUGCAGAACAGUAUACUGAGUUUAUCUAUUCCUUGCUCUUGCAAUCACCAAAGUCAACAUUUCUUUACCUUGUUUCUUCUCAUUUGCAGGUUUUCUCACGACGUUUUUUUUUCACCAUUGAAGCAAGUUAUAUUUUAAUUGCUUAAAAUGUAUAACUUGGUAUUAGGAGCUGGGAUUCAAACCCCUCCCCCAAGUGAAACAAAAUCCUACCAUGGUAUGUCAGAAAAGAUACACCAAAAGGGGGCUGUCCAUUAUGUUCUAGUAUCAAAGUGCCCUAACUCAAAAAAAUUAUAAACUACAAUAAAUGCCACCGUUUUUAAGUGGCUGACACUUGAACUAUUGGCUAAAGUUAUGUUUUAGCAAGAGUAUUAUAACUUCAGCCAUUAUGCAAACAAUGUUCUGUAAUACUGAAAACAAUACUGUAAAUAAACAAAACUGACAACUCUUCAAGUAGGAUCUGUCGAUUUUAUAAUGUUCCCACUGGAAUAUAAGAUCUUGUAAGCCGACCACAAAAAAAGGAGAUGGUUUUUAAUUAUUUUGUUUGUGUUUCCCAUUUUCCCAUUGAUAUUUCAUCAAAAUUAUUUUGUUUUUUAAAUCAAAAUAACAUGAAUAUGUUAGUUGUCAGAAAUAGCUGAAUG